UUUCGAUCCUGCAUAUUGAAUCAACUGCGUCGAAGACCGGACAUCACUAUUAAUUUCGGCGCGAUGGGCGCAGAGAAGGACGCCGAAGACUUUCGACCUGCCGGCCUCAGCUUUUUUCAACAAGUCACCAACCACACUGGCAUCACCAAGGAUGUCGAGGAAUGGGACUACGAGGGAUCCGGCACAGAGGCCGAUCCCUACGUGGUACAUUGGAUUGCGCACGAUCCGCGCAACCCCAUGCUCUACUCCGAAAUCACCAAAUGGAGCAUUACAUUUCUAGUUGCGAUCUCGACAUUGGCAGUGGCCUUUGUCUCCAGUGCGUACUCAGGAGGAGCAGAGCAGGUCAUCGCAGAAUUUGGCUGUAGCCAAGAGAUUUUCACUUUGGGCAUAUCGCUCUUCGUGUUGGGUUUCGCGAUUGGACCUCUCUUGUGGGCGCCCCUCUCAGAAUUAUUCGGACGUCGCCUGUUAUUUAUCGGAACCUACUUCGGCUUGACUGCUUUCAACGCGGGCGCGGCGGGAUCACAGAACAUCUGGACACUUAUUAUCUUGAGGUUUUUCGCCGGAGCAAUUGGUUCAAGCCCUUUGACCAAUGCUGGAGGUGUCAUUGCGGAUAUGUUCCCUGCCAAGCAACGAGGCCUCGCGAUGUCUUUAUUUGCUGCAGCGCCAUUCAUGGGCCCGGUGCUGGGCCCGAUCGUUGGUGGCUUUGUCGGCCAGACCAUCGGUUGGCGAUGGGUCGAGGGCGUCAUGGCCAUAUUCACCGGUGUCCUGUGGAUCAUCGGAUCUCUUUUGAUACCCGAGACUUACGCCCCGGUCAUCCUCCGAGCAAGAGCUGAUAAGUUGAGCAAGAUCACGGGAAAGGUUUUCAAAAGCCGGCAAGAGAUUGAUCAAGGCUCAAUCAGCGUUGGUGAGGUUUUCAAGACCUCCCUUAUGCGGCCUUGGAUCCUUCUAUUCCGAGAACCGAUCGUGUUUCUGCUUAGCUUAUAUUUAGCAAUCAUUUACGGCACGCUCUACAUGCUGUUCGGGGCGUUUCCCAUCGUCUAUCAACAGCAACGAGGUUGGUCUCCUGGAAUUGGUGGCUUGGCAUUUCUGGGCGUGGCCGUGGGCAUGCUUAUCGCAGUUGCAUACGCUAUCUGGGACAACAAGCGCUACUCCAAGGUCAGCGACGAGUAUAAAGGAUUUGCGCCUCCGGAAGCUCGUCUCCCAUUGUGCAUGGUUGGCUCUAUUGCAGUUCCAGUUGGCAUGUUCUGGUUUGCGUGGACAAACUACCCUUCGAUUCACUUCAUGGCUUCAAUCGCAGCUGGCGCGCCAUUCGGAUUCGGCAUGGUUCUCAUCUUUUUGGGAAUUAUGAAUUAUUUGAUUGAUUCCUACACAAUUUUUGCAGCAUCUGUCCUAGCAGCAAACUCGGUAUUACGGUCUCUCUUUGGAGCAGCAUUCCCCCUCUUUACAAGCCAGAUGUACAACAACCUCGGGAUCCACUGGGCAUCAUCCAUUCCCGCAUUUCUCGGUCUGAUGUGCGUGCCUUUUCCUUUUCUGCUCUACAAGUACGGCGCCGGUAUCCGUCAGAAGUGCAAAUUCGCCGCCGAGUCCGACGCGUUCAUGCGACGUAUCCAAGCCGAGGCCGAGGAACGUGGCGACUUGAAAGAGGACUUCUCUGAAGAAGACACCGAUGCUAGCAAGCCCGAGGAUGAGGCAGACCACACGAAGCAAUCCGCACUGGAUCGAUCCCGCUUCCAGCCAAUUCGUACCGUUAGCACGAGGCGGACGACCCGCGAGGCGCGCAAAGGCUACGACGACAGUCCUUUCGAUCUCGACCGCGUCAACACUCGUGAGAGCUUCAGGAGUAGCCGCAGGAAUAGCACUGCUUCAGGAUUGGCACACACAACGUCAAGGACAAGCUCGACAUCAAGAAAGUCGCAGCGAUGA
Dissoconium aciculare CBS 342.82 is the source of this 1923-nucleotide messenger RNA. RefSeq names its product MFS general substrate transporter. The transcript is spliced from 4 exons. Gene Ontology annotation, molecular function: transmembrane transporter activity. Gene Ontology annotation, biological process: transmembrane transport. The coding region runs from base 64 to 1923 and encodes 619 amino acids. The record is from RefSeq and is a predicted model, not a curated record. NCBI's taxonomy places the organism in Eukaryota, Fungi, Ascomycota, Dothideomycetes, Mycosphaerellales, Dissoconiaceae.